Messenger RNA from Diuraphis noxia (Russian wheat aphid), 1614 nucleotides. It is a transcript of the gene Pdi, whose product is annotated as protein disulfide isomerase. NCBI's taxonomy places the organism in Eukaryota, Metazoa, Arthropoda, Insecta, Hemiptera, Aphididae. Gene Ontology annotation, molecular function: protein disulfide isomerase activity. The record is from RefSeq and is a predicted model, not a curated record. Gene Ontology annotation, cellular component: endoplasmic reticulum. Gene Ontology annotation, biological process: response to endoplasmic reticulum stress; protein folding.
CAGCGGCGAACAGCACCGCAGUACCGCACAUUUUCCCGUCAUCAUUCGCAUUUCUCACAACCAACGUAGCAUCGGUCGUCGUUGUUUGCCCCCGCGUAGGUAAUACCCGUCAGAUCAGAAAAGUUUUUUUUAAUUCCUAGUUUUCGGGAUUUUAAAAUUUUACACACCCCACGUCGAAUCACCACAGCCAUCCAGCACUCGCCGAAUCGAAUCGACGACAUGAUCCUUCACGUAGCGUUCGCAGCGUUCCUGUUGGUCAAUUCGGCGAUCGCCGACGCCGGUGUCCAGGAACAGGUGGCCGUCGAGUCCGACGAAGGCGUGCUCGUGUUGACCAAAGACAACUUCCAAAGUAUUGUCUCGUCGUCCGAAUACCUGCUCGUCAAAUUCUAUGCACCAUGGUGUGGUCACUGUAAACAAUUAGCACCAGAAUAUGCAAAUGCAGCUCAACACUUAGCCCAAAAUGAGUUAUCAGUUAAAUUGGGAAAAGUAGAUGCCACUAUUGAAAGUGACUUAGCUGAACAGUUUGGAAUUCGUGGGUAUCCAACUUUGAAGUUCUUUAAAAAUGGAAAACCAAUUGAUUACUCAGGUGGCCGAACCAAGGAUGAAAUUAUUCAAUGGGUAUUGAAGAAAUCUGGACCUGCUGCGAAAGUUUUGCAAUCAGAAGAAGAAUUUAAAUCUUUCAUYGAAGGAAAACACGUUUCUAUUGUUGGUUAUUUCGAAAAUGUAGAAUCAGAUGCAGCAAAAUUAUUUGCAGAGCUGGCAGAUGCUGUUGAUGAUCAUCCAUUUGGUCUUGUAUCAGAUUAUUCCAAAUUCUCCAAUUUAGAACACAAAGAUACGUUUGUUUUAUAUAAAAAUUUUGACGAAAAGAAAGUUCCAUUCGAUCAAGAUAUCACCGAUAUUGAAGACAUCAAGAAAUUUAUUUUUGUUCAUUCGUUGCCACCCGUUAUUGAGUUUAACCAAGAAACUGCUCAAAAAAUAUUUGGUGGUCAAAUUAAGAGUCAUUUGUUACUCUUCUUAUCUAAAAAAGAAGGACAUUUUGAAAAAUUUUUGGAUGGAAUUAAACCUGUUGCACUUGACUUUAGAGGAAAAAUUGUUUUUGUUACUAUUAAUACUGAUGAAGAAGAACAUCAAAGGAUUUUGGAGUUCUUUGGAAUGAAAAAGAAUGAAGUUCCAAGCAUGAGGGCAAUCAAACUUGAAGAUGAUAUGACCAAAUUUAAACCUGAAUCUCCUGAAUUAACUGGAGAGAAUGUGAAGAAAUUCGUUUCUGAUUUUGUCGAAGGAAAAGUUAAGCAACAUCUGCUCUCUGAAGAAUUACCUGAAGAUUGGAACAAAACUCCAGUCUGGACUUUGACCGCUACUAACUUUGAUAGUGUAGCUUUAGAUUCAACUAAGAAUGUACUUGUUGAAUUUUAUGCUCCAUGGUGUGGACAUUGUAAACARCUUGCACCAAUUUUUGAUAAAGUCGGAGAAUAUUUCGCUGAUAAAGAUGAUGUUGUCAUAGCAAAAAUGGAUGCUACAGUUAAUGAACUCGAGCAUACUAAAAUUUCCAGUUUCCCUACACUAACUUUCUAUCCAAAGGGAGACAGUCCAAAAGCCAUUGAAUAUAAUGGAGAU